UAUUCUUGCUUGGAAGAUUUACCCUUGGAUUAGACAAUUUCAUUUGCUUCAUUGCCUCUCUAUGGGCACCCCCUGCUCCUGCCAAGAAGGAAAUGGGCAUCUAAAGCACUUUCCUUACAUUCAAGCACAAUAAGAGGCUAUUAAGGGGCAGUGCCAAUGUGCCACACCUGGAGACCAUAGUGCAACUGUUUCCCACUGAGCCACCCAAUCUCUCUUGCCUUCAUAGAAACAAACCUUGAGCAACACACAAACACAACUGUAUAUAAAGGAAGAGUGAAAGCGAGAGGAACCACAUCCCGGCACUCCCUGACCAUGGCAGCCUCAAUCCUUAUCCUCCUGGUUACAGCCCUCCUGAUUGGCACAGCCUACUCCUUCAGUUGUUACACCUGCAUUGCUCAGAGCAGAAAUGAAGACUGUAUGAGCACAACCACUUGCUCCGCGUCUGAACCCUACUGCAUGACUACUGUCGCUUCCGCCGGAAUAGGUUCCCUGAAAUACACGUCCAUCACUAAGACCUGUUCCAUUGCCUGUAAGGCGAGCAGCUUUGGGACUUCCCUGGGUUCUGGUUCCGUUUCCUGCUGCAGCACCAGCCUGUGCAACGUGAGCGGUGCCAGCGGCAUAAAAUACAGUUACUCUGCGCUGGUUCUGUCCCUCGGGCUCCUAUUGGUCCUCCGGAGAAACUGA
This is a messenger RNA of Xenopus tropicalis (tropical clawed frog), 684 nucleotides long. Its product is annotated as lymphocyte antigen 6E-like. Gene Ontology annotation, cellular component: plasma membrane. The transcript is spliced from 3 exons. Lineage: Eukaryota; Metazoa; Chordata; Amphibia; Anura; Pipidae. The record is from RefSeq and is a predicted model, not a curated record. The coding region runs from base 313 to 684 and encodes 123 amino acids.